Messenger RNA from Aspergillus tanneri, 891 nucleotides. RefSeq lists its product as uncharacterized. Bases 1 to 891 code for a protein of 296 amino acids. The transcript has a single exon. The record is from RefSeq and is a predicted model, not a curated record. Lineage: Eukaryota; Fungi; Ascomycota; Eurotiomycetes; Eurotiales; Aspergillaceae. Gene Ontology annotation, biological process: regulation of transcription by RNA polymerase II. Gene Ontology annotation, molecular function: transcription coregulator activity. Gene Ontology annotation, cellular component: mediator complex.
AUGAGGGACACUCCGUCCUGUUUCCCGGCAUCAGCAUCCCAGCGGUCCACAAACCCAAAAUACAUGCAGUUUCUCUCCCUGUCCUACUACCAAGCCCACGGGUUCAUUUACACAUCCCAACCACCGGAGAAGUCUCAUAACUCCAGUAUGCCUAGUGCAGUCAAUCCGGUUAACGCUACUACUGAGGCUACAACUUCCGGUGCACCAACAGCGGCUCCGUCACAGACGGCGGGCGCCGUUGCACCUGUCGCAGACAAGUCCCCCAUGGUCAUGACGACCGUACCGUUACCAUCGUGCGGGAGCCUUUUUCAGCAUUUUGUUUACGCUGCCCAACCAUUCUGGUGCCAUCGACACACCAUCACGGUUCCUGGAGGAGCAGUUUACGACGUGGGCGAUUUUCGGGUGAGAAUCGGUGAUGUGCGGCAAACGCUACCUACUGCGCGUGUUCGAGGCACCGUCAUCGAGAUCGAGUGGAGGGGUCCGUCGUUAAUUACUUCAAUCACUUCACAGUACGUCCGGUCAAGGAGAACGAAUGGCCUCCUUAUGGUUGGCGAGUUGGUGGACGACGACGAUGACUCCGGGAUUGAUAUUUCAUUUGCGGAUGGCAUCGAGGAGGCAGAUAUCGACGCUGAAUAUGCAGCAACCACCAUGCUUAUCCGCGAAUUCUGGGCUAAAUUAGGCAUCGAGGGAGCUCGAGAAGCAAGCCUCUUGCCGGACAUUGGUAAAGAGGUCAAGGAACAACUGUACAAAUUGAAGCAGCAACGGAAGCCUGAAUCUCAUACAAUGACUAAUGGAAAGCAGAGCGGGCAACAAGUAGAAGAAGAUCCUGACCCGACAGCAGGAGUGGAUGUGGCAAGGCAAUUUAUGGAGAUUUUCAGAUUCAACCGAUGA